This is a messenger RNA of Sinocyclocheilus rhinocerous, 626 nucleotides long. Its product is annotated as obscurin-like. Lineage: Eukaryota; Metazoa; Chordata; Actinopteri; Cypriniformes; Cyprinidae. The record is from RefSeq and is a predicted model, not a curated record. The annotation marks the transcript as partial. The transcript has 3 exons.
AACCUACAAAUCAGUCAAACCAGAAGAUGCUGGUGAGAUCAGAUUCACUGCUGAGAGGGUCUCUUCAACAGCAACACUAGGAGUCAAAGAGCUUCCAGUUCAUAUUGUGAAGCCCCUGAGAGUGAAGAUUGCCAUGUACAAACAUCGUGCCUUGCUGGAGUGCCAGGUCUCUCGUGCCAAUGCUGCAGUUAAAUGGUACAGAAGAAAUCAUGAAAUUGUGCCAAAUAGGAAGUACCAAACUAUCAGUGAAGGCGUGUACCGACAACUUAUCAUAGAUGAUGUGGGAUCCUCAGAUGAAGACACCUUUAUCUGUGAUGCUGUCGAUGACAGGACUUCCUGCCAACUGUUUGUAGAGGAGCAGGCCAUCAGCAUUUUGAAAGGACUCAGUUCUGUGGAGGUCAUGGAGCCUAAAGAGACUCAUUUUAAAGUGGAAACAAGUAUUAAGUUAGAGAGGGCACCGAAAUGGACCCUGAAUGGGCAGAUACUAUGUCCCUGUCCAGAAAUCAGGAUUGAGAGGCAAGGAACCUCGAACAGACUCAUAUUGACUCAAACCGACAGUAGUAUGUGUGGUACUGUGCAGUUCACCUCGGGGAAGAGCAAGUCAGAAGCUCAACUCACAGUUACAG